AUGUUUAAAGUGGAAAAUCAAAUUGCUAGUGACGAUGUGGAGAUAUUAAUGUUGAACUUGCAUAAUGUCAAGGUUGAACGAUUGUUGAUACCUGUAACUCUGAACAUAUUAUUGACUCUAAGUGUAUGGAUUGGUGUUUACCGAGCAAAGACAGAUUCGAAUUCUGUAUUUUACUAUAUGCUUGAUCCUGAACAUAAUCGUACAACUGGAAAUGAAGUUAUAGAUGGAUUGGUAAACGGAAUUGGGUGCGUUUUCAUGUUGGCUAUAAUUAGUUUUGCACUUCUUGGAAUGGCUUUAUACGAUUACAAGCGACUUGUACAAAUGUGGCUUUACAUGUCUUGUGUACUCAUUAUUUUUGGUGUCUUCUCUUCAUUUUUGGUUGAUUUAUUCAAAGCAUUGGGAUUUGAAACUGCUCCACCAGUAUUUACUAUUCUCAUUGUUGCUGCUUAUGGUUCGAUUGGUAUUAUCGUAUUUUUUACUAAAAGAGCACCUUUAUACAUGCAUCAAUUCUAUGUUAUCUGCAAUUGCUCGUUAGUUUCUGUAUUUUAUCUUCGAAUGUUCCCUACACAUACGGCAUGGUUCGUAUUGGUUUGUAUCAUUAUUUGGGAUGCAUUUGCUGUACUUGCACCUUUUGGUCCAUUAAGACGUAUUAAUGAAAAGGCUCAUGAAUAUAGUGAUCAAGUAUUGAGAUUCCUGAUGUUUACGGCUCAAGAUCGAAGUGAUUCCUUACAAGAUGAAACUAUAGAUGAAAAUAUUCGUUUACGUAAAACUGCAAGCCCAGAAAGAGAUAUUCAGGCCAAAAUAGUGGAGCGAAACUGCCAGAAGGUUGAAACAUUCAUUAAACUAGCAAAUGAAGAAAGAAAAUACACAGUUUACGAUGCUUUGAAUGAUGCAUCGAUUCGUCUCGGUAUGGGUGAUUUUGUCUUCUACAGUUUACUCGUAGGAAAAGCUGCGGCAAGUCAAAGUGCUAUGUGCGUAUUGGGUUCAGCUGUUGGCAUACUUGUUGGAUUAGUAGUAACCUUAACAGUACUAUCAAACGAAGAGGAAACGACACCGGCAUUACCUGUUUCAAUUACUGUCGCAUUACUAUUACAUUUUGGCAUAUAUCUCUUCGUUGAACCUUUCUACCAACAAAUUGUUACCUGCCAAAGAUUUAUGCUUCUACUGUAA
Messenger RNA from Thelazia callipaeda (thelaziosis nematode), 1170 nucleotides. NCBI's taxonomy places the organism in Eukaryota, Metazoa, Nematoda, Chromadorea, Rhabditida, Thelaziidae. The record is from the annotation of a GenBank genome assembly.